Aplysia californica (California sea hare) is the source of this 591-nucleotide messenger RNA. RefSeq names its product zinc finger BED domain-containing protein 4-like. NCBI's taxonomy places the organism in Eukaryota, Metazoa, Mollusca, Gastropoda, Aplysiida, Aplysiidae. Bases 1 to 591 code for a protein of 196 amino acids. Gene Ontology annotation, molecular function: protein dimerization activity. The record is from RefSeq and is a predicted model, not a curated record. The transcript has a single exon.
AUGAGGCAAACCAAAGGUGAUCUGGCGGCUCAGCUGAGAUCUGGGAUACUAUCAAGAUUCGCCGGUGCAGAAGAGCGCUUCUUAUGGGCAGCAGCGACGUUCAUUGACCCCAGGUUCAAGAAGCAUGGCUUCCGCAACCCUGACAACGCACAAGUCAUCAAGGACAGACUGAUGAGCCGAAUGAGACCAGCUGCAGUGGUAGAGGAGGAGCCAGAACAAGAGACAGGCGAAGGAGCACAGGGCAGCAGCAGUGCCUUUGACAGGCUGUGGACGCACUUUGACUCCAAGAUUAAAGACGUUAAGAAGUCGACUACCUCUGCCCUCAUGGACCCACAUAUUGAGUUGCGCAGGCACCUGGAAGGAGAUUUGCUUCCUCGGCAACAAAGUCCACUUCUGUGGUGGAAGCAAAAUUGCGGACUCUUUCCCCAGCUGCAGGAACAAGCCAUGAAAUUUUUAUCCUGCCCUGCCACAAGUGUCUCAUCUGAGAGACUAUUUUCAAAAGCUGGGGAGCUUGUGUCGCAGAGACGUGCUAACCUCAAGGACACCACAAUCAACAUGGUGCUUUUCUUAAAUAAGAAUUUAAAAUUGUAA